AGUGCACAAGAUUCAACAUUCAAGAUGGCUACUUCAGAUAACCUGCUGGGAAUCUCGUGGGUGGACAGUGGCUGGAUUCCCAUUCUCAACCCUGGGAAUGUUCUGGAUUAUUUCUCUGAGAGGAGUAACCCCUUCUAUGACAGGACCUGCAACAACGAAGUGGUCAAAAUGCAGAGGCUCACCCUGGAACAUUUAAACCAGAUGGUUGGAGUUGAAUACAUUCUGCUUCAUGCACAGGAGCCCAUUCUUUAUAUCAUCCGAAAACAACAAAGACAGUCUCCAAAUCAAGUCAUCCCUUUGUCUGAUUACUACAUCAUAGCUGGUGUGGUGUAUCAGGCUCCAGACCUGGGAUCUGUGAUAGGCUCCAGAGUGCUGUCAGCUGUGCACGGGGUCCAGUCUGCGUUCGACGAGGCCAUGUCCUACUGCAGGUACCACCCGUCCAAAGGGUACUGGUGGCAGUUCAAUGACCAGGAGGAGCGAGAAAAAUCCAAGCCCAAAACCAAGAAGAAGGAAGAGCCAAGCUCACUGUUCCAGAGACAGAGGGUGGACAUGCUGCUCCUGGACCUGCGGCAGAAAUUCCCUCCCGCGUUUUACCAGCCAAAGUCUGGAGAAAAGCCUAUACCAGUGGAGAUAAAGAAGGAGCCAGAGCCACCAGCAGAAACAGUGAAGCAGGAAGAGAGAGACUCUGCCAAGAAUCCCCAGCAAGCUCCUGCCACCAAAGCACCUCCAGAGAAACGAGCGCGGCUACAGUGACGGCACGGACACACACACAUGCCGAACACAGAGGGACAGGCUGCGGAGUGACGUUUUCUUUUCACAAGCUGUGAGUGUGUGGAUUUGGGAGCGAGACCCACCUUCUCCAGCCACGUGUCAGGUUCUGGCAGUGAAAACAAGGGGCUGCCUUACGGCUCCUGAGCUGCUUAGUGCCACAUGGACAGGAUUUAACGUUCCUGACUCAAAUCUAGACCAUGGCAGAUGGGCUCAUGUUCAUGCGUUAGGUCAUCUGUAAGCAAACAGGCAAGCAAGCAUCAUGACCUGUGGAUACUGUUCAUAGAAUUAAGCCACAUUUAGGGUCUUUAGGAUUUCUUGUGUUUUUGUACUGAUCAAAGUAAUUUUAUAUACUGUGCUUGCAAUGUGUUGCAGUUUUGUUUUUCAUAAGAAAUAAAUUGAAUUGAUAAUAAA
Molecule: messenger RNA, 1182 nt
Organism: Polyodon spathula (Mississippi paddlefish)
Lineage: Eukaryota; Metazoa; Chordata; Actinopteri; Acipenseriformes; Polyodontidae
Product: mediator of RNA polymerase II transcription subunit 6-like
Exons: 8
Coding region: 25-753 (242 amino acids)
Biological process (GO): regulation of transcription by RNA polymerase II
Cellular component (GO): core mediator complex; mediator complex
Molecular function (GO): transcription coactivator activity
Source: RefSeq, a predicted model, not a curated record